ACGUGUCCUUCCUUUCUCUUUUUCCAACCCCACUUUAUAAACUCAAAAAUCAACACAAUUUCUCAUUUCACAUUUUCAAUUUUCAUUAUCAAUUUUUUUUUGCAUAUGAAGCUAUAGUAACAAUCAUAAUAUUCAACAAUGGUGGAAUUUGAAGAGGUUGAGCUUGAUUUAGGGUUAUCCAUUGGUGGAGCUUUCAAAAAACCGGUUCAGAAAUCAAAACCUGAAUUAGAAUCCGGUUUAACCGGUUUAUAUUCGGGUGAGAAUCAAAGCAAUGAAAUGCAGAAAAUGGAUCAAAAGCGUGAGAUUCUGGCUUUGAGGAGAAUGGAGGCGAAGAGAAAACGAGAGCAAAAAAAAGGAACAGAAAACCGGUUCGGAGAACCUGAACCGGAAUGUGAACCGGUUUUUAAGAAAGAGAAGAUGGAGUUUGUUAACGGUGCUGUGUCUUGGAUGGCUCCGUUUCAGGUGGUGCAAGCGCAACAGUAUGGAGCUGUGCAGUUUGUGCCGUUAAAUAACGGAAUGGCGUUACCGUUUUGGUAUGGGAGUGAGAAGAAUGUGGGUGGAAUUGAUGGUGUUAGUUUUAACGGUGGAGAUGGAAAAGUGAAAUCUAAUGGUGAUUCUUCUAGGUGUAGUUCUUCUGCUGUUUCUGAUUAUCAAAGCUCUUCUCGUGAAGAUGGAGGGAGCACAGACAGUCAUAGCCGCAGCCGCAGCCAUUCAUCUAAUUCAUUUGCAGAACUAACUCAGUUGAAAAAUUCCAAAGAAACCAACACCAGAAAAACCCAACCUGAAGAAAUUGCAUCAUCUCAUCCUACAAGAAAUCACAACAAUGUGAAUGAGUCUCAAACUCAUCCAAACAACAUGCAACUGCAACAAAAUCCAAUGAAACACAAUGCACAACCUGCUACAAUACCAAUGAAAAAGCCUUUACCUCAAAUGCCAUAUGUAUCAACAAAAGGAAAUGGACCCAAUGGUAAAACAGUGAAUGGUUUUUUAUACACAUAUUCAAAAUGUGAUGAAGUUAGCAUUGUUUGUGUCUGUCAUGGAAGCACAUUUUCACCUGCUGAGUUUGUGCAGCAUGCUGGAGGCACAGAUAUUACACAUCCUCUUAGACAUAUCACAGUAAAUUCCUCUGCCUUUGGAUGAUGAUGAGGAUGGUCUUUUUUGUCUUUUAAUUAAUUAUUAUUAUCAGUUUUAUUUUAAGUAGCAGAAGAAAUUAUUCAAUUAAGUGUUUAGUAAUGCACUAAUGUGGAUGUUUAGGCAGAGUAUAUAUUUUGUUGCUGGAGCUUUGGAGUUUUUUCUAUCAACUAGCUAUUCUAAUUUCUAACCGUAUUUAUUAACAAUUAACUUCAUUAUUUCCUUGUCUAAGAUUUUUUACUAGUACUAC
Messenger RNA from Trifolium pratense (red clover), 1381 nucleotides. RefSeq names its product ninja-family protein AFP2-like. The record is from RefSeq and is a predicted model, not a curated record. Gene Ontology annotation, biological process: negative regulation of DNA-templated transcription; signal transduction. The coding region runs from base 139 to 1140 and encodes 333 amino acids. Gene Ontology annotation, cellular component: nucleus. The transcript is spliced from 2 exons. NCBI's taxonomy places the organism in Eukaryota, Viridiplantae, Streptophyta, Magnoliopsida, Fabales, Fabaceae.